Rhipicephalus microplus (southern cattle tick) is the source of this 4096-nucleotide messenger RNA. RefSeq names its product septin interacting protein 1 (gene sip1). Gene Ontology annotation, biological process: spliceosomal complex disassembly. Gene Ontology annotation, cellular component: U2-type post-mRNA release spliceosomal complex. Gene Ontology annotation, molecular function: nucleic acid binding. The record is from RefSeq and is a predicted model, not a curated record. Lineage: Eukaryota; Metazoa; Arthropoda; Arachnida; Ixodida; Ixodidae.
UUUGCGUGCAUUUGUCGUCAUUUCGUCUGUUUCGUCGUGUGAACUGUUGUGAACCGCUGUGAGAUCGGGAGAUGCUGCCUUUCGUCGCUGUUUUCCCGCAAGAGAUUACCUGAGAGACACGAACGUAACCGAUCAUCGACUCGCUGCUAAACCUGUGGUGAACGUAGUUCUAAUGCGUUGCGUCUCGUAUCUGAAGCUAAUCGAAAGACAGCGGUAGCUUGUGAGUAGGCAAUUCGUCAGUCCCGUUUACCAUCUUCGAACCAAGUUUUUAACUACAAGGUCGUCAGCAUGGCUGGCGUGGAGAUCGAGAACUUUGAAAUCACCGACUGGGACAUCGCCAAUGAAUUCAACAUCAACCGAGUUCGGAGGCGGCCCACGAAAAAUCAGCAGAUUUAUGGUGUCUGGGCUGACAGCGACGACGAAGGAGAUGCACGGCCCAGCUUCCAGUCCUCAAAAAAACACAAGGACUUUUCCGCACCCAUCAGCUUUGUCAGCGGCGGAGUGCGUCAGGUGGGAAAGCCGGAAGAGAAGAAGGAAGAAGGCAGCGAAGAUGAGCGUGCAUCAAGCAGUGAGGAAGAAGUUAAGGUUCCAGCGAAAACCCUGAAGACCGGAUUCGCUGGAGGUCGUGGCGGCGUAGCUCACGGCCUGCUAGGUGCCGAAGGGGGCUUCGGCAACUGGGAGAAAUACACGAAGGGUAUUGGAGCUAAGUUACUCCUUCAGAUGGGCUACCAGCCGGGUAAGGGUCUCGGCCGAGACCUGCAAGGCAUCUCGGCACCCAUCGAAGCAAAAGUCCGCAAGGGCAAAGGAGCCAUCGGUCUGUACGGACCGGAGACCAAAGGCCCUAAGCUUAUGACAGCGGAAGCGGAGGAUUCGACGAGUCGCAAAGGCGCGCUGCCCGAGCUUAAUCAGUGGCGGAAGCGCAAGGAAGGCGAAAAGAAGGUGACAUAUGUCUACAAGACAAUCGAUGAGGUGAAGUCUGAAGGUGUGUACAAGAAAGCACCAACCGGUCCACAUAGCAAACUCAGCAAGGUGAAGGUUAUCGACAUGACGGGACCGGAGCAGCGAGUUCUUUCUGGUUAUCACGAGCUGCACCAGCAACACUCGAGGCCUGACGAGCGCGAGGAGAUCGAGCUGAAGCGCGCCGUCGGGUCGCAGUUCUCGGUGCCGGAGCUGACGAACAACCUUGAACUGCUGGUCAACAUGACGGAGCAGCAGAUCGUGCAGAACGACCGCGACGCCAAGCACGAGGAAGACCGCACCAUCAACCUCCGUCACGAGCUGGACCGUCUCGAAGAGCUCAUCACGGCCGAGGAGAAGCAGGAGCGCAGGCUGGCGAAACUGAGCGAACUCGUGCAAGCGAUGGUUGAUCGCAGCCAAGAGGAUCAUGCAGAACCCUUGACGUUAGAAGAGUGCGCAACCAUGUUCCACACGUUGCAAGACGAAUUCUACGAAGAGUACAAGAUGUACGGGCUCUCGGACUUGGCCAUCACCGUCAUAUGCCCGAUGGUGAAAAAGGAGCUGGAGUCCUGGUCACCCUUGAAGGAGCGGGACGCCCACGUCAGCCUGUUCUGCAGGUGGCGGGACCUGCUUGAGAUAUAUGGCAGCAGAACCCACGACCACCGUAACGCGCCCGAGGACGACCCCUACCACUACUUGGUCUGGGAGACCUGGAUGCCACCAGUGCGGCAAGCGAUACUGGAUUGGUCACCACGAGAAUGUGAUCCGCUGAUUGAGUUGCUUGAGACGUGGAUGCCCCUGCUGCCUCGAUGGAUGUUGGAAAACAUCCUGGACCAGUUUGUGCUGAUGAAGCUUCAAACCGAGGUGGAAGCAUGGAAUCCACUGACUGACACCAUGCCAAUCCACUCGUGGCUGCAUCCAUGGCUUCCUCUGAUGGGAAUGCGACUGGAGCCUCUUUACCCACCCAUCAGACUGAAGCUGGCCAAUGCCCUCAGCGCAUGGCACCCGAGCGACGGCUCAGCCAAGCUUAUUCUGGAACCAUGGCGAGGGGUCUUUUCACAGGGCACACUGGAGGCAUUUGUUGUUGCCAACAUUCUGCCCAAACUGGCACUUGUCCUACAGACCAUGCCGAUCAACCCACACCAACAGCACUUGGACGUCUGGCAGUGGGUGAUGGCAUGGGAGGACCUCUGCCCAGCGUCCAGCAUGGCCACUCUGCUGGAGAAGACUUUCUUCCCCCAGUGGCUGCAGGUGCUGGCGGGAUGGCUGCAGCACAACCCGAACUAUCAGGAGAUCUCCAAGUGGUACACAGGCUGGAAGUCCCUCUUCUCCGAUGCCCUGCUGCAGCAGACCUGCGUGCGCGAGCAAUUCAAGGUGGCACUGGACAUGAUGAAUCGUGCUGUGUCGGGCCUGCCAGUAGUGCCACCCAUUCCCGGAGGUGGGCCGCAGGCACCACCAGGGCUCUUGGGAUACAGGCCAGCACCGCCACCAUCACAGCACAUGCCUCAGGAAGCUACUGGCGGACGACCGGAGUACAGUCACAUGCAGACGAUACGAACUUCUACCACUCCAGCCAAUGCGCAGAUGACCUUCAAAGAGCUAAUCGAGCAAAGAGCCCAAGAGAAGAACCUUCUGUUUGUUCCCAUGGCACACCGAUUUCAAGAGGGCAAACAGGUCUACCGGCUCGGCCAUGUUAUGCUGUACCUCGAUCGAAAUGUCAUCUUCGUCUUCAACGGCAAGACGUGGGUGCCCACUUCCCUCCAGUCCCUGCUGGACAUGGCGGGUUGACCCUCUCUCAUGCAGCCCCUUGCGUCACAGUCGUGACGUUGUGUUGGAGCAGUGAAUAACCCUGGGUCGAAUCCUUUGUUGCUAGCUUUCAUUCCGUAACAGUAUGCCCACCAAGAUCAGCAUUGCGGCUGGUGCCGACACCAAAAAGACGGCGCGCUCGCAACGACCAGGGACAUACCUAAGUCCGGUUCUUGUAAAAGUUCCACCAGGAUAAAGACGAAUAUCGGGAAUGGUGGCAGCAUUCGCUUAGUCUCCCACUGCGGUUAUUUGGUUGAGUUAAGCUCAUCAACAUCGUCACGAUGACCCCCGCAUUAGGUGUUGUGUGUGACGGGGUUUUUAAAUGCUCGUGGCGGUAGGUUCUAUCGUCACGCCUGUUUUCGGUCAAUUGAUAGUAUGUGCGGUUUCACGUCCCAAAACCACCAUAUGAUUAUGGUGGUUUUGGCAUGUUAAACGCGUUUUUCCUGACGCACUGAAGUUGAAAGUUGCUUUACUGCACAUUUCGUGAUGCCACAUUAUUAUUCAAUUAAAGCUGAAUGGAAAGGUACAGUCAUUUCUUCUGAACAACCUGGGACGUUCUCGUGACAAUACCUGCGUGAUGUUGUUAUUUUCACAAAAUCCACCUUUACCGAAAAAUCCGUGCAUGAAACACUACCCUGGUUAUACAAUAUCACAAUUUGGCUCACACAUUACUUUUAAUGAACUUCAAAGCUCUUUGUGAUAAAUCAGGUUUGAGUAAACCACACGUACUGCUUAAUUUUAUUUUUUUCACUUGUGGCACACUUCGUGUAUGCAUGACACGAAAGACGAGGAAUAUCAGUCUUGUCAAACUCACUGCUGGAAAGCCUUAUUUCAAACAUCGACUAGGCAACGUACCGGUGGUAUACAUGAAUGUGUGACGUGUACCAGCAAUUUUAGUUAUGUGAUCACUUUGCUCUCAAUACAGGCCUUGCACAGCGCAAGACCCAUUUACAUGGUGUAUUGUGGCGAUAUUGAGGGUUACGAUUGUCUUCUUACUAAUGAACUAUGGUUGUGCUGUUAUCAGCAGGGGUUUUACUGAACCGCCCCGAGUUAUUUAGAACAUGCUGGUGGAAAUUCGCUCUUAUCAGUUGAAAAGGUGCUACAAAAGACAUUUGAUGCCUGCGACUGCAAGAGAUCCGUGUACAUAAAAGCAGCAAUCAUUUGUUAUCACGUUUUAUUACGCAUCGUAGCAUUCGAAAACCAUUUUAUUCAACAUGGUGGAAGUGGUGGCGCAACUCCAGAUGGAGUGCUGAGAUUGCAAAAAUUUUUGUAACUCGGUCCAUGCUUCUCUUGCUGAGCUCCUUGUAAAUAAAUCUUUUCUUUGGUGCAUUGU